Messenger RNA from Jatropha curcas, 2170 nucleotides. RefSeq names its product CBL-interacting protein kinase 2. Gene Ontology annotation, molecular function: ATP binding; protein serine/threonine kinase activity. Gene Ontology annotation, biological process: signal transduction; protein phosphorylation. The record is from RefSeq and is a predicted model, not a curated record. NCBI's taxonomy places the organism in Eukaryota, Viridiplantae, Streptophyta, Magnoliopsida, Malpighiales, Euphorbiaceae.
AUUCCAGGUAUAUAAGAGGCGUAAGAGGACCCAGGCUUUCAACGUUCUUCUAUUGCCUAUUAAAUAUCUCUCUCUGGUCUCCACACCUCGGCUUCUCUUUUUCUCCAGAACAUUUCCUUCAGCAGCUCUCAAUAGGUAAACAUCUCUUACAUUUGCUGGUGGAUUGAAGCUUUAACCUUCUUCUGCUCUGUUUCACUAUCCAUCUGCCAAAAGUUUCAUUGUUCAAUCUUUUCCAUCUUUGCCAUUAUAGUUAAUCAAAAAAAUUCAGGGAAUGCUGAAAGAUGUGCUUAAAACUCAGAAGCUCCUCCUUUGAGUUUGAUGAAGUCAUAGCUCCAUGUGGACUACCCUUGUUCAUCCUUUAUGGGAUUGAACAUUUAAAUGAUAGCCCAUCUCAGUUAUGUGCUCAAGUCCCCUUUGUGCCUACAAAUUCAGGAGCACAUAUUAUCUCAAAGCACAAUGUUUGUGAAGAUGGUUGAGCUUUUAGGUUCUUGAGAUCAAUUUCAUAAAAUAUCCUUAUCAGAUAUAUUGCAUUAGCUGGUAUAGUAGCUUUUAUUUUGUUUGAAUAUUAAGCUAUAAAUGGAAAACAAAGGGCACGUGUUGAUGCAGAAGUAUGAGAUGGGGAAAUUGUUGGGCCAAGGGACCUUUGCCAGGGUCCACCAUGCUAGGAAUCUUCGAACUGGCUUGAGUGUUGCCAUCAAGAUAAUUGACAAAGAGAAGGUAUUGAGGGUUGGGAUGAUUGAGCAGAUUAAGCGAGAAAUUUCUGUUAUGAGACUUAUCAGACAUCCAAAUGUUGUAGAACUUUAUGAGGUAAUGGCCACAAAAACCAAGAUUUACUUUGUCAUGGAAUAUGUUAAAGGUGGUGAGCUCUUCAACAAAGUAGCUAAGGGGAAGCUCAAAGAGGAUGUUGCAAGAAAAUAUUUCCAACAACUGAUCAGUGCAGUUGAUUAUUGCCACAGUAGAGGAGUCUGUCAUCGUGAUCUGAAACCGGAAAACUUACUGUUGGAUGAGAAUGGGAACCUAAAGGUCUCAGAUUUUGGAUUAAGUGCCCUUGCUGAAUCUAAGCGACAGGACGGAUUACUUCAUACAACCUGUGGGACUCCUGCUUAUGUUGCUCCAGAAGUGAUAAACAGAAAAGGGUAUGAUGGAUAUAAAGCUGAUAUUUGGUCAUGUGGGGUAAUCUUGUAUGUUCUAUUGGCUGGCUAUCUUCCUUUCCAUGAUGCAAAUCUGAUGGAGAUGUAUAGGAAGAUUGCAAAGGCAGACUUUAAGUUCCCUAAUUGGUUUGCACCUGAAGUACGCAAGCUUCUAUCAAAGAUGCUGGAUCCAAACCCCAGAACCAGGAUAUCCAUGGCAAAAAUAAUGGAAAAUUCUUGGUUUCGUAAGGGGUUGGAACCUAAACCUCAAAUUGUUGAGACGGACAUGAAAGAAUCGGUUAAUCUAGAUUGCGAUUCUAUUUUUAAUGUAAAUGAGAGCGGCUGCAGUAUCACAGAAUCCAAGCAAGAAUUGGCAAAGCCUUGCAACUUGAACGCAUUUGAUAUUAUUUCCUAUUCUGCAGGCUUUGAUUUGUCAGGCUUGUUCGAGGAGAAAGAGAAAAGGAAAGAAGUGCGUUUUACUGCAAACAAGCCUGCUUCCUUCAUUAUCUCGAAGCUUGAAGACAUUGCUAAGAAUUUGAGACUGAAAAUAAAGAAAAAGGACGGCGGCUUAAUGAAGUUGGAAGGUUCAAAAGAAGGCAGGAAAGGAGUCCUGGGCAUUGAUGCUGAAAUCUUUGAGAUAACUCCUUGUUUUCAUUUGAUCGAAAUGAAAAAGUCCAGUGGAGAUACCCUGGAGUAUCAGAAGGUACUGAAACAAGAGAUUAGACCUGCACUUAAAGACAUUGUUUGGACGUGGCAAGGAGAACAGCAGCAAGAAGAGCAAGUAGAGCUACAGCAUUCCAAUGUACCUGAGUUGCAGGUUGCCUCAUCACCAACUACACCCUAAAUAAAUAUUAACCAUCUUUGAAUUAAUUCUAAUUUGGUGGCCUCUUUGCUGAGGAGCAUUUAUAAUUGGGAUAGAGUAUAAGCUAAUUGCUAUAAAUAUAUUGAUGCUUUUAGAUGUAUAUAACUUUAUUAUUGGGUGUUUAAUCAUAUGAUCCUUAUGAAAUCAGCAAUCACCAAAUCUGCAGAUUUUCUGUUUA